Messenger RNA from Vicia villosa (hairy vetch), 588 nucleotides. Its product is annotated as cysteine proteinase inhibitor-like. The transcript is spliced from 3 exons. Bases 54 to 371 code for a protein of 105 amino acids. The record is from RefSeq and is a predicted model, not a curated record. Lineage: Eukaryota; Viridiplantae; Streptophyta; Magnoliopsida; Fabales; Fabaceae. Gene Ontology annotation, molecular function: cysteine-type endopeptidase inhibitor activity.
UCAUUCAACAACUCUAUAAAACAAAUACACAUCGAAAGAGAAAGAAAUUAGCUAUGGCAACUCUAGGUGGCACAACUGAGGUGGUGGAAUAUACACAAAACAACGUUGAGAUUAAUAACCUUGCUCUCUUUGCUGUUCAAGAUCACAACAUAAAACAGAAUGGAGUUUUGGAGUUUGUGAGAGUUUUGAGUGCAAAGAAACAAGUGGUUUCUGGAACGUUGUAUGAUAUCGUUUUGGAGACAAAGGAUGGUGGGAAACAAAAGGUGUAUGAAGCAAAGAUUUUGGAAAAGCCAUGGUUGAACUUUAAGGAAGUGCAGGAGUUUAAACUUGUCAGUGAAAAUGAUGAUGCUCCUUCUUCGUCUACGGUUUAAUUGGGUUAUUGAAGAUCACCCUUCGCUCCAAGGUCAAAAAUAAAAUAAAAUUUGUGUAUAUAAAGAAUAAGAUAUGCAUAUCGUCUAGAUAUUGCCAUCUAUUUAAGUUGGAUAUUUGUCUAAUAGAUUAAUGUUUGUUAGUAAUUUGUGAAAUAACGAAGAUUGUAUUUAAAAUGUGAGAUUUAAUAUUUUUAUAUAUUAAAUAAAGGUUUUGUAA